ACCCUGCUGCGACCAGUGACAUCAUUAAAACAUGUUCCUUCCGUCCAACGCUGUGUGGAGCUAGUCCGGCCGAACGUGAACUGCUAGCAGCCAGCAGACAAAAGCAACAAAGUGAACCCCCCUCCGGAUCAAUCAAAUGUGUCAUAUUUAACUGUUUAGGAGCCGAAACCCAGUGAUCACACGACCUUACUUCACACAAUUGUGUGUGAAGAGGUGGAACUCCUUCCGGGCUAAAUGGAGAGGGACAUGCAGGUGCACUGUGUCCUUGACAGCCAGACUCUUACAACACCUGCUUAAGAGGUGCAGAAUCAAUGACUACACCUAGAAAAAUUGAUUACAGUUGACAGCACAGACUUUACUACCCUGCAAAAACCCCUUUGGGCUGCUGCAAUGGAUGGGGAGGAGGAGGUCUCUCACAUGUAUGAGGAUAUGGAAAGUGAACCCAAUGGCUCCAUCGAUAACAAAAGAAGAGAGGCAAAAGGGACCUGCUUGAAAAUCGAAGGCCAGGAAGGCUAUGUGUUCAAAUCCUACAGCAUUAACCCUCACGAGGCUGCAGGCGCACAGUCAACUGCUGGCUCCUCAAUAACACUGGAUACAGACCCUCCCCCUGUUUUCCGUUUAUCUCCUCAGUAUGGAAAACCACUGGAGUCAGACCAAUCAAGUGGGGCUGAUCCAGCUUCUCCAGCUCUUUCAAACACAGGCCUAAACACUGAUACUGAGAGGAAUACAGAGAGUUACAAGUAUGAAAACGAUAAUGAUAAUGAAGAAAUUCCACAUAUCAAAGAGGAGAUUGUGGAACCAAAUGGACUGGAGGAGGAAACCCAGGAUCACGAAAGGCUAGCUUUUGGUAGCUCAAUUGGUCCCUUUGUAACUAGAGAUGGCGAUGAGUAUAGUAAUAUACUAACUGGAUACACAAGCACCCUUUAUGAUGUUGCCAUGGAUGCUGUCACCCAGAGCCUUUUGUCAUCCAUCAGGAGUAAUACCAACCCAAGGAAAAAAUCUCCUGCAUGGAAUCAUUUCUGUAUAUCACCCCGAGACAGUACCAAAGCAAUCUGUUUAUACUGCAUGAAAGAAUUCAGUCGGGGAAAGAACGAGAAAGACCUCAGUACAAGUUGUUUAAUGAGGCACGUUCGAAGGGCUCACCCUACUGUGCUUAUACAAGAAGGAGAUGUGUCCUCAAAUAAUCUGACUGGCUCUCUUCCCUCAUCUUUGAUACCUCCCUCCCCAAACUCACCAAAAAAUGGAGACUUGACAAACAGCAUCAUGUCUUCUGCCUCAAUGAACACUUCGCCGUCCACCUCCUCAGCUGAAAAUGCAGAUCUGUCAUCCAAAGAAGUGUUACCCAAAGUCGAACCAAAACUAGAACCGUAUGCCAACAAUGACACUCUUUGCAGCUCGCUUUCAGCCUCACAUUCCAAUGAAAACAUCCUUGAAGACAUGUCAGACGGAGCAGGGCAAGACCGUCUUCCUGGGACCCCUAAAGGCUCAAGUUCCCGUCGCAGAUCAGCUGUAUGGAAACACUUCUACCUGUCACCUGCUGACAAUUCCAAAGCAGUUUGCAUUCAUUGCAUGAAUGAAUUCAGCAGGGGGAAAAAUGGAAAGGAUCUAGGGACUAGCUGUCUUAUUCGUCACAUGUGGAGGGCACACAAAGAGGUCGUCAUCGAGGAAAAUGGACAGGGCAUCAACAUUCCCCCUCCUUAUACAAACCCACCCUCACUGUUGUCCCGCUCACAGCUACAGGAUCCACUGGAGUUUAAAAAGGAAUCACCUCUUCUUCCAUCCUCACCAGAUACCAUAUCUGAUGAAUUACCCCAAAGCAUUGAGGAAAGCAUGCAUAUCAAACAGGAACCUGUUGAGGCUAUGCAUCUCUCAGGGCAAGAGUCUGCUGUCAGUCUCUCCUUCAAACUUCAAGGGGAUGAGACACCCAUAACCUCCUUACCAUGCGACCUCUCCGAAGGCCCCAGUCUCAGUCUCAACCUGGAUCACUCAGUUUUCCAGCAAAACAAGAAGAUCAUGAAACGGGUGAAGUCUGAAGUGUGGCAUCAUUUCAUAGUGUCACCAGUUGACCAGUUAAAAGCACUGUGCCGUUACUGUCCAUGUGUCAUCAGUCGGGGAAAACGGGGUGACUUUGGUACAAGCUGUCUGAUGAGGCAUCUCAUGAGACGCCACCCAGAUGUACUAAAAAACCAAAAAAGCACAAAUGAGAAGGAACCCUCCCCUCAUCCCUACACCAGUCUCACAGCAACGGAUGCAGUUUCAACCAAAGAAACUGAGAGCCCUGCUUGUGAGAAAAAGACACAAACUCUGCCUGUUUUCAGUAAAAAGACAUCAAAACUGUGGAACCAUUUUUCUAUCUCCCCUGAUGACCCCACAAAGGUGAUUUGUUUGCACUGUAGCCGCACAAUUAGCAGGGGCAAAAAGACUACGAACCUCGGCACAAGCUGCCUCUUCAGGCACAUGCAGAGGUUUCAUGGACAUUUUCUUGAAAGUAACAAUACUAACUCAGGGGAUGUGUCGUCUGCUGGAAUACACGUUAAACGAGAGCUUAUGGAUACUUCUGUUUAUGAUAUGGAACAGAACCACGUGAGGUUUGAUGAACACCACCCGGUUGCCAAAAAAAUCACCAAACUUAUUGCAGAAAUGCUCGCACUGGAUCUUCAGCCAUCAGCCAUGGUGGAGAAUGCUGGACUCAACAGACUACUAGAGUACCUCCAGCCUCAGUAUUCUCUACCACCCUCUUCUUACUUUACCAGCACUGCCAUACCAGAUAUGUAUGAAAGGGUGAAAGAUGUUGUUCUGACCCACUUAAAAGAGGCAGAAUGUGGUGUUGUCCACUUCACAACUAGUAUUUGGUUCAGUAGCCAGACCAGAGAAUAUCUGACCCUUACUGCCCACUGGGCCACGUACGAGUCAAGUGUCAGACCCCAGGGCCAGGACUUUCACUGCUCCGCUCUCCUAAGUGUCUCACAAAUAGACUGUGAUCACGAUAUGCAUAACAUCCCAAAGCAGCUUGAGUAUCUAUGGGAUUCUUGGAUCACCUCAUCAGGGCUAAGAAAGGGGUUCACUGUAACUGAUAACAACACCGUCAGAAACACCUUGGAGGACCAUGGCCACGUCACCAUGCAGUGUUUUGGACACACUAUAGACCUCAUUGUAAGCGAAGCCAUAAAGAGCCAGAGAAUGGUUCAGAACCUCCUGAGUAUUGCACGAAAGAUCUGUGAACGUGUGCACCGCUCAGCAACAGCCAAAGAGAAACUGGCUGAGCUCCAGAGGGUCCACCAGCUGCCAGAGAACCAACUCAUCCAGGAUGUUCCUUCCAAAUGGAGGACCUCCUUUUUCAUGCUGGAGCGGCUGGUGGAGCAGAAGAGAGCCAUCGACGAGUUGUCGAUCGAGUGCAAUUUCAGGGAAAUGAUCAGCUGCGAUCAGUGGGAGGUGAUGCUGUCAGUCUGCAAUGCACUGAAACCUUUUGAAGUCGCCUACAGGGAGAUGAGUAACCGCACUGCCACUCUGGGACAAGUGAUUCCACUCAUUCACAUCCUCAACAGAAAGAUAGACCUGCUGUUUGACGAGACUGUGGGCAUAGACAACAUGCUCAAGUCUUUAAAGGAAGCCAUGGUGUGCAGAAUGUCUACAACUCUGCACGAUCCGCGAUACACCUGGGCGACCAUGCUGGACCCACGAUACAAGACUUCAUUGUUCACAGAGGAGGAAGCGGAGCAGUGUAAACAAGAUCUAAUCCGGGAGCUGGACUCGUCAUCUUCUACCUCAGUGGCAGUUACGCCUCUACUGCCCAAUGGCUGUAACGAGGCUCCUGUGUCAACCGACUCCCCCAACUCAAACAACGACAGCCUCUGGUCCUUGAUGGCUGAUAUCCGACAGAAGAUAAAACACGAGGAGAAGCCAAAGUCCUCAGAGCUGUCAGUGCUGGAGUACCUUGAGGAAGAUAUACUUGAUCAAAGCUGUGACCUCCUUGACUAUUGGAACCUUAAAAAGUUCAUGUGGCCUGAUCUUGCCAAAGUAGCCGCCCGUUAUGUGGGCUGCCCUCCCAGCAUCGUCCCAGCAGAGACACUGUUCAGCACUGCUAGUGUCAACUGUGCCCUAAAUCAACCAAGGCCUUUGUUGGAAAACAUGGAGGGUCUGCUGUUCCUCAAGGUUAACCUCCCUUUGAUUUAUUUUCAGUACUGAUUACUGUUGAGCAUUGACUUGAAAACCCUUUAUCAAGGACCAAGUUGCAUAGCUGUGAAACGGGGUUGUUGAGCAAAAUGUAAAAUAUCGAUUUAUACACUGAUUAUUCUGGAGGCCAGAUUUUGAGGUUUUGUUGUGUUGUGUACUACUGUUAAACACCUUUGAGCUGUUGUGAUGAAAAGUCUCAGUCAAAAGUGUAUCAGGGAGGGAGGGUUUUUUUCUAGCUGUAGGGGUUGGUGGUAAUGUGUUUGCUUGUAAAUUAAUGUUUUCGUUCCGUGUCUACUCUCUCCUUGUGCCUUAUCCAAAACUACUUCAGGUCAAAAUGCUGUAAAUAUUUUGUUAAAUUGCGCAAAUCACUUCAGGAUGCUUUUUGAUAAUUAUGUAUAACAGAUAGAUGCAGAGUUGUUUUUUUCUGGAUGAAAACAUGGCCCAAAAAUAAAUGCUGUGACUGAACGAUGUUUUAAGUUAAUGUUAUUUAAUUCUCAUUGUGAACUUGUGGCUCAUGGUACUGUCAUUUAGAUAAUAGACCUUUUUUUACUUGCUGAAAUGUUUUUAAUAAGAUCAUGUAUGAUAUUGCUGUAUUUUCAGAAUAAGCAGUUCGUUUGGGAAAUAUAAUUUGUUUCUGAAGCACAAUUUAAGUUUUAUGUCCAGGGGUUUAAAUUAUGGGUUUAUUAUUGAGUAAAACAAUGUACUGUACAUUUUUAUAUUACAUGACUUCUGAACCUAAUUUGAUAAAUGUUUUAGCAUUGAGACUGGAACCAUGCAAAUUUUGUGGUCAUUUGUAAAUAAAGGUUUUCCUUAUGCAAAGUUG
Notolabrus celidotus (New Zealand spotty) is the source of this 4996-nucleotide messenger RNA. It is a transcript of the gene zbed4, whose product is annotated as zinc finger, BED-type containing 4. The record is from RefSeq and is a predicted model, not a curated record. NCBI's taxonomy places the organism in Eukaryota, Metazoa, Chordata, Actinopteri, Labriformes, Labridae. Bases 391 to 4185 code for a protein of 1264 amino acids. The transcript has 2 exons. Gene Ontology annotation, molecular function: DNA binding; protein dimerization activity.